Thlaspi arvense is the source of this 252-nucleotide messenger RNA. NCBI's taxonomy places the organism in Eukaryota, Viridiplantae, Streptophyta, Magnoliopsida, Brassicales, Brassicaceae. The record is from the annotation of a GenBank genome assembly.
UUCCCAAAGAGAGACGACUCAGAAUCCAAAACACAUUAACAGCGAAGGGAGAAGAAAGACGAUUUCCAGGAAAACCACGAAGCUAUGGCGGACCAACUCACAGACGAGCAGAUCUCCGAGUUCAAGGAAGCCUUUAGCCUCUUCGACAAAGAUGGCGAUGUUUCUUCGCUUUUCGUCUAUUGUUAAAAUCGAUUAUAUCGCCUCGUUGAUGUCCUGCUUCGACGAUCUGUGUGAGCUUGGAUCUGGAGUUUA